AUGGUGCACAUACCUGCUCGACAUGGAGACGAGACCUCUGAAAGUCGCCGUGAUGCGCCAAGCAAGGAGCACCGGUCUUCUUGGGAUUCUCGACACAGCACCGGCAGCCGUCGAGCUGGACAAGCUCUCAAGGGCUCCUUCAGUCACCUCUUAGACACAUCCCGCGUUCAAGUCGACCGCAACCUGAGACGAGCAAGAAUAUGGCGGGGGAAACUUGACGAGGCCAGCGGCCAUUUCUAUCGGAAAUGGAUCCUCGAAGGUCUUCUCCGUCAGAAACCUCUUCCCCCAAGUAAAGAUGGGAGACAUAUAGCAUUGUAUCCGGGCGCGGUCCGAAACGAGGCGCUGAUAGACGAGCGAAGCGGAAAGCACUACAUCUCUAACUCGAUUCGCUCUAAUCGAUAUACACUCAUUUCCUUCCUACCGAAGCAAUUGGUCUUCCAGUUCGGACGGCUUGCGAACUUUUAUUUCCUAGUGAUCGGUAUCCUUCAACAAGUUCCUGGUUGGAGUCCAACUGGGAGUUUUACAACCCUUGGCCCUUUGAUUGCGUUUGUCGCAUUAAUCAUGGCCAAAGAAGGUUGGGACGAUUAUCGAAGGUAUCUGUUAGACCGGGAAGACAACCUAGCGCUUGCAUCGGUGCUUGACUCCGGUCGGACAUUGGGCGAAGGAUCUACCGCGAAGACUACUGGACGCUUUGGCGGGAGACUGAGGGAGAAACGGCCGGUACAGGACGGAGAGGCAGCGGAGGAAGUACCAAUGUCGGAAACUGGCAGUGAUAAAUACUGGGCGCAGAUUAAGUGGCGAGAUAUCAGAGUAGGCGACAUCAUCCGGCUAGGCAGGAAUGAAAGGGUACCCGCCGACAUCGCCCUUCUUCAUGCGAAUGGCGUCAAUUCGACCGCAUAUAUCGAUACUAUGGCACUCGAUGGUGAGACGAACUUGAAAAGCAAGCAGCCUUCUCCACUAGUUGCAAGUCGAUGCGACACGAUGUCGAAACUGGGGGAUCUCACAGGCGAGGUUGUAUGUGAAGAUCCUAACGCUGACCUCUACAACUUUGAGGGCAGUAUCACGAUUGGGGGUGAAACUAUGCCUUUAACUAUCAAUGAGGUAGUCUUUCGGGGCUCUACAAUACGAAACACUACCGAGACGAUCGGCGUCGUCAUCAAUACGGGUGAAGAAUGCAAGAUUCGUAUGAAUGCAAAUCAGGAUGUUCGCGCAAAAUCGCCGAAAAUAAACAGGUUCACCAAUCGUAUUGUGAUUGGGCUUGUGUUUAUUUUGCUCUCCAUAACAGCGGGAAUUAGCGGUGGUUAUCGCCUCUGGCAACGUCGAUAUGAGUCGAAGACUGAUUACUUACUCGAAUCCGUAGAUUCUGCUGCUCUCGUCGUCGGAACAAUUAUUCUUAUAAACGGACUUAUUCCACUGUCCUUAUAUAUCGUUAUCGAAUUUGUUAAGGUUUUUCAAGCCUAUUUCCUCAACGAUAUCGAAAUGUAUGAUCCAGAAACAGACACGCCCAUCUCCAUCAACACCAAUACCAUCCUUGAAGACUUAGGCCAGGUUAAUUACAUCUUCUCUGAUAAGACUGGGACAUUGACCGAAAAUAAGAUGCAACUUCGGAGGCUUGCGGUGGGAGGAACGAGCUGGCUGCAUGCUAUGGACAUGAGUGCAAAAGAUCAGGCUUCUCAGAAUGAGAUUUCAAAGGAUCCGAAGAUUACGGAUAUUUCCAGCGUUGAAACCGCCAUUUCUGAGGCGGAGAACUCGAAAUCCGAGUCUGUAGGAGUCCUAGCUUCAGGUGCAAGUGCAAGAACCGAAGCAAUGCUAGACUAUAUCUACCGUUUUCCAGACACAGCGUUCUCAAAGCAAGCCCGACAAUUUCUACUGUGUAUUGCUUUGUGUCACACCUGCCUUCCCGAAACCUCUGAAGACGGCAAGAUCACAUUUCAAGCUGCUUCUCCCGACGAGGUUGCCCUUUUACUGGCUGCUCAGCAAAUGGGCUAUUUGCUAGUUGACCGCCCUUCGCAGUCAAUCAAGCUCACAGUUACCACGCAGUCAGGAGAAUCUAAUACUGAAACCUACAGUGUUCUGAAAGUCAUUGAGUUUAGCAGUAACCGAAAACGCAUGACCAUCGUCGUACGUAUGCCGGAUGGUCGUAUCUGUGUGAUUUGCAAGGGCGCCGACAAUGUUAUCAUGAAUCGUCUCAGACUGUCUGAGCUCGCUACAAGAACAGCGGGUGAAGUCAGUCGUAAGGCCCGCGAGCGCCACAGUAUAGAGGCCGAAAAGGCUAUGAGGCGAAAAAGCAUUGCUUCGCCCCGAGACAGCGUCGGACGACGCCCAAGCUACUUCCGGUCGCGCACUUCGCGAACCUCGAAGGACCUCAGAAGACUAAGCAGGACUAGCAGGCAAGAAGAACCUGAAGCGCACUCACUAUAUAGUGAAGCAAUGGACCACUUCGAUGACGAAGGUGACGAUAGCAAUGACGGUGUUAUCGAUGAGUCCAUUGCCAGCGACGAAGCGAAGGUCUUCGAAAGGUGUUUCAAGCACAUCGACGAAUUUGCUACAGAAGGUCUACGAGUCUUGCUCUACGGCUACAGGUACAUUAGCGACGAAGAGUUCGAGGAGUGGAACACCGCCUUCAAGGCAGCGACAACGAGUCUUGUUAAUAGACAGGAGAACAUUGAAGAAGCUGCAGAAGCCAUCGAGAAAGAUUUUGAACUUGCUGGCGCUAGCGCUAUCGAGGACAAGCUCCAGGUUGGGGUCCCCGAGACCAUUGACAAGCUGCGACGAGCCAACAUCAAGAUAUGGAUGUUGACCGGCGACAAACGCGAGACGGCGAUCAACAUCGCUCGCUCGGCGAAUCUGGCUAAAUCGUACUCUGAGAUGUUUAUGCUGGACGCGAUUGCCGCCGACCCGAAGCAGACUAUGCAGAGGUAUCUGCUCGAUGUGGAGCGAGGCGGUAUCUCGCAUUCAGUCCUUGUUAUUGAUGGCCACACUCUUAGUAUCGUGGAAAAGGACAAAACCUUGGAGGCCAUGUUCUUCGACCUCGCUGUCCUCAUCGAUUCUGUCAUAUGCUGCCGCGCUUCCCCCAGCCAGAAAGCGACGCUCGUUAGAGGAAUCCGGGUGACGAAUAGAUCCUGCGUCACCUUGGCGAUUGGAGACGGCGCGAAUGAUAUCGCUAUGAUUCAGGCGGCCCAUGUAGGUAUUGGUAUAUCAGGUCGUGAGGGCCUUCAGGCUGCCAGAGCUGCAGAUUAUGCUAUUGCACAGUUCCGAUUUCUUCAGCGACUUUUGCUUGUCCAUGGUCAUUGGUUAUAUCUGAGGACGAGCAAAUACAUCCUCUGCACAUUUUGGAAAGAAUGGGUCUUCUACAUCAUCCAGGCCCAGUACCAAGGAUUCACAGGCUACAGCGGCACAUCACUCUAUCAAUCCUGGAGUCUCACAGCCUACAACGCCGCGUUUACGUCUCUACCCAUAUUCUUCCUCGGGCUCUGCGAGCAGGACCUGUCCCCGGAAACCCUCCUCGCCGUCCCUGAGCUGUACUCUUUCGGCCAACGGGACGAAGGCAUCAAUCUGAAGAAAUGCAUCGCGUGGCUGGUCACGGGCACGGUCGAUACUGUCGUCAUAUUCCUGAUCGUGCUGUUCGAGUUCAAGUUCAACCUCACCGGAUCACCCUCUAACCACCAGUCUCACGACAACUCGCUCUUCCCGAUAAGUUCCCUCGCCCUAACCAUUGUCAUCGUCCUCAUUAAUGUUAGGAUCUUGAUCUUCGAGAUGCAUAACAAAACGUGGAUCCCCCUAUUAGCCUGCGCGUUAUCAAUCUCGCUCUGGUUCUUCUUCAGUCUCAUCAUCGACGCCGUCCCGCAGCGCUACUCACGCGGCUCCGAGUACCACAUCUUCCAUGCCUUCACGCGCCAGUUCGGCAACACGCUGUCGUGGUGGAGCGUUGCCAUUAUUGGUAUCCUGAUCGUGCUCGGGACGAAUCUGGGUACCACGGCGCUCCAGCGUGUAUUUUUCCCUACGGAUAGGAAUCUGUGGCAGGAGAUUGAAAAGCGGGGUGAUGUUGAUGAGGUUUUGGUGGAGUAUGGGCUUGAAGAGGGUCGGUUGGAGGGUCAGAGUGUCGCUGGGGAUGGGGAGGGGAUGCAUAGGAGAAGCGGGGAUGGGACUUCUGUUGCGGCGAGGAAAUCGCGCGAUAGGUGA
Molecule: messenger RNA, 4182 nt
Organism: Xylaria bambusicola
Lineage: Eukaryota; Fungi; Ascomycota; Sordariomycetes; Xylariales; Xylariaceae
Product: phospholipid-translocating P-type ATPase
Exons: 3
Coding region: 1-4182 (1393 amino acids)
Biological process (GO): post-Golgi vesicle-mediated transport; phospholipid translocation; intracellular protein transport
Cellular component (GO): plasma membrane
Molecular function (GO): ATP binding; ATP hydrolysis activity; magnesium ion binding
Source: RefSeq, a predicted model, not a curated record